This is a messenger RNA of Closterium sp. Yama58-4, 798 nucleotides long. Lineage: Eukaryota; Viridiplantae; Streptophyta; Zygnematophyceae; Desmidiales; Closteriaceae. The record is from the annotation of a GenBank genome assembly.
AUGGCGGAAGGCUCCGAGGGAGCGGCUCCCGCGGCGGGAGACGCGCCGGGAAACGCCCUUGGAAACGCGGCGGGAGAUGCGGGAGGGUGUGGCGGGAGCGGUGACGGCGGCGCGUGGAAGUGGGCGGUGCGGAAGGGCGUGUGGGACGAGCUGGAGGCUCGUGACGUGGCACGCCCGCCGCGCCCCGUGCACCACCGGAUUCCUAACUUCGAUGGGGCGGACAAAGCUGCUGCCAUGCUCGCAUCAUUACCCGAGUUCCAGGCAGCAGGGUGUGUGAAGGUCAACCUCGACACGCCUCAGAAGGCUGUGCGGCUGGCAGCUCUGCAAGCCAACAAGCUCCUGCUCACCCCCCAGCCACGCCUGCGAACCGGCUUCUUCUCGCGCCUCUCUGCCGCCCACAUACCGCCCGACCAGCUGCUCGCCGCCUGCACGGCGGCCGGCGUGGCUCGGCACGGAGUGCCGGUGGCGCUAGAGGACAAAGUUGGCGUGGAUAUGGUGGUGCUGGGGUCUGUUGCUGUUGACCCCACGACUGGUGCCAGGCUGGGGAAGGGCGAGGGCUUUGCAGAGUUGGAGUACGGCAUUCUGAGGUGGAUGGGGGCGGUCACAGACGACACUCCUGUGGUCACCACUGUGCACGACUGUCAGCUGGUGCAAGCGGGCGCCAUUCCAACCAGCAAGCUGAGGCAGCACGACCUGCCAGUCGACAUCAUCUGCACGCCCACUCAGAUCAUCCGAGUGACUUCCAAGAUUCCCAAACCCUCAGGUAUCUACUGGCACCUGCUGUCCCCCAGAAACUAG